Messenger RNA from Bursaphelenchus xylophilus (pine wood nematode), 791 nucleotides. NCBI's taxonomy places the organism in Eukaryota, Metazoa, Nematoda, Chromadorea, Rhabditida, Aphelenchoididae. The record is from the annotation of a GenBank genome assembly.
AUGUCUGAGGAAACAAAAACCGCGCCUUCUUCCUCCACAGCCACCGAACAGCCAGAUAGUCAUGAGAGCACGGAGAAGCCGGAAGAGAACGCCAGGUGAGAGCUUUUUAAUAUUUUUUUUUCUUGGAUUUUAGGUUUCUUUCAACAUAUUCUCUUCACCCAUACCUCUAAGAUUUUGGGUAACAUAAUUUUUCGUCGAUUUCAGAUUCGAAUGCAAUAUUUGUUUGGACGUAGCGAAGGAUGCUGUCGUCUCAAAGUGCGGGCACUUGUUUUGUUGGCCUUGUCUUCAUCAAUGGCUAGAAACAAGACCAAAUCAGCAACUUUGUCCCGUCUGUAAAAGCGCCAUUUCCCAUGAUAAAGUGAUCCCCAUAUAUGGCAGGGGAGGGAAUGAGAGUGAUCCCAGGACCAAAGUGCCGCCUAGACCUCGAGGACAACGUUCCGAAGAGCCGCAAUCCGGCUUCCCGACCUUUCAUUGGGGAGGAGAUGGAGGACAAGGUGGAGUUCAAUUCUCUUUGGGUAUCGGCGUCUUUCCCAUAUCAUUCAUGGCUUCAUUCUUCAAUGCAAAUGCCGGUCAACGAAGGAAUGAGACUCGUAAGCCAUUUUUAUCACCAUUUGUCAUGUUUAUGGGCUCUUAUUUUUAUUUUAUAUUACCCAUGAACAUUAAAAUCUUAAGAAUAAUAUAAUUUAACUACAGCGAACGACGGAAGUGUGCAAGCCGGCGAAGAACAACUGCUGUCGAACGUCUUCUUUGCCAUCGGCAUUGCAUUCAUCCUCUGGCUUCUUCUACUGUGA